Plectropomus leopardus (leopard coralgrouper) is the source of this 400-nucleotide messenger RNA. The record is from RefSeq and is a predicted model, not a curated record. NCBI's taxonomy places the organism in Eukaryota, Metazoa, Chordata, Actinopteri, Perciformes, Serranidae.
AUGGAAGUUUACACUGUGACGGUAGCAACUGGUACAUCAGAGUAUUCAGGCACCAACAACUACAUCUUUGUGACCCUGGUGGGAGAGAACGGGGAGAGUGAACGCACCCUGCUGGACAACCCCGGACUGGACUUCUGUAGAGGAGCAGUGGAUGAGUACAAAGUGAACAGCCCUUCACAUUUAGGGACCCUGCUACUGGUCAGACUGGAGAAACAGAGGUACUGGUUGGAAGAUAACUGGUACUGUCGCUACAUCACAGUGAAACCUCCAGGUGGCGGGACGGCAGUGACGUUCCCAUGUUACCGCUGGCUUAUAGGAGACAUCAAGGUGGAGAUUAGAGAGGGAACAGGUAGGAAAGAAUCCAUGCUUUUAGAAUCAGCUCUUUAUUUUCAGCUGUAAA